Messenger RNA from Manis javanica (Malayan pangolin), 1211 nucleotides. RefSeq names its product thioredoxin 2 (gene TXN2). Gene Ontology annotation, molecular function: protein-disulfide reductase activity. The record is from RefSeq and is a predicted model, not a curated record. Gene Ontology annotation, cellular component: mitochondrion. NCBI's taxonomy places the organism in Eukaryota, Metazoa, Chordata, Mammalia, Pholidota, Manidae. Gene Ontology annotation, biological process: cell redox homeostasis.
UGAUAAUCAGAGCCGCCUCUCAAGCUGCAAAGAGACGAACUCAGAUUGCCUGUCCCCGGAAGUGGCGCUAAAGACCCGCCCCUAGGGAAGUGACGGCAAACGUGCCCUUGACAGGCGGGGAGGGCCCGCGCUGCACAGAGCUCUUCCUACUUCUUCGCCUUACGGAUGGCGCAGCGACUUCUCCUGAGGAGGAUCCUGGCCUCCGUCAUCUCCAGGAAGUCCCCUCAGGGUCGAAGGGCACCCCUCACCCCCAGGGUCCUGCAGACGCCACAGUGCAGUCCUGAUGACUUGACGGUAACACCCAGCCAAGCCCGGUUGAUAUACACCACCAGAGCAUGUACAACGACCUUUAACAUCCAGGAUGGACCUGACUUUCAAGACCGAGUUGUCAACAGUGAGACACCAGUGGUUGUGGAUUUCCAUGCACAGUGGUGUGGCCCCUGCAAGAUCCUGGGGCCAAGAUUAGAGAAGGUGGUGGCCAAGCAGCAUGGAAAGGUGGUGAUGGCCAAGGUGGAUAUUGAUGACCACACAGACCUCGCCUUACAGUAUGAGGUGUCGGCCGUACCCACUGUGCUGGCCAUCAAGAACGGGGACGUGGUGGACAAGUUUGUGGGCAUCAAGGAUGAGGACCAGCUGGAGGCCUUCCUAAAGAAGCUGAUUGGCUGACAACAGGGAAGACUCCUGGCUGCCUUUGCCCACCUGGGCCCCUGCGGUCCUGGGUGGGAUGCUGACAGAACUCAGAGCCCUUCUGUGCUGGCCCUUCCCCCCUCCUCCCUUCUGUCUGGCCCCUGUGGCCCAUGCUUUGGAGACCAGGCCUCCAAACAUGGGGACCUCAAGUGCUUGCAGCCCAGCUGACUGCCAGGGUGGCCAUCAGGAAUGGAGCUGCUGCUGAUCUGGGGACAGCCGCCUUCCCAGCCACUCUGUUUCUUCUGUCUGCUCCCUCCGGGGCUUACGGCAGUGCCCCCAGAAGGCUUGGAGAGAGCUCCAGAGCCAGCCUGCGGCGUUACUGCUCCAGCAGUCACAGCUCGGUCCUCAGCUCCAUGGUCCCUUCCAACCUGAACCCUGGUGCCUGGCUCGUCUGCCUCCUAUAUUUUCUUUCCUGUGACUGUUUUUUGUAAAAAGAAAAAGAAGGAAAAAAGAAACCCCAACAAGUGGGAGUAAUAUUUAGUUCUCUCAUUUUUUGUAGGUCUGUAAUAAAGAACUUUAUGUGA